AUGGCUGUUAAUAGCCGCCCCAGUCUUGAUGUUCUUGUACCAUUAGUAAUGAUAGAAAAUAAUAUAACAAAUGAUAAUAAUGAUAAUUUACCUUGUGAACCACCAAAAGAAGUGCUUCGUCAUUUUGAUUCAGGUGAUAUUGUUCUGGUUCAAUUAGAUUCACAAUGUUUACCUGCAAUUGUCUUCAACAUCAGUGGUCUUGUCAUGAAAUUCGAUAUUGAUCGGCAAUUGUAUCAUGUUUGUUUAUUGGAUAAGGAAUGUACAGAACAAUGGGUUGAUGCAAUGAAUAUGAUCAUCUAUUCAGUACCAAUGAUAGCAGAAUGUGAAAAUGAACAAGUAACUCUUAUGUGGUCUACAGCGAAUGAACUUCUUGAAAUUUCUAAUAAUGAUGAUGAUAAAACUCGGCUUGAAGAAUUUAAAAGACGAUUUAGUGAAGCUAGACACCAAAAAGCACCUCUUUUAUCUAUGAAUACUUCGAAAAAAAACAAACAAAGUCAUACUUCAAAUCAAAAAGUUUCUACACAGAUAGCUUAUGCUCCAUUAACAACUUGUGAAGAAUUACACAUUAUUGAUUCUAUUUAUCGAUUACCACAAUGUACAUAUGCUGAAGCAAAGCGCACAGCUGAAGAUACUUAUAUGAAAAUUGUUUGCACGAAUAAUCGUGAAAAUAUUCACUCAUGUUCAAUGGGAGUCAUUUCUGAUCAAUGGUUCCUCACAUUUGCUAUUCAAAAAAUUGAUUAUUUUCGACAGUAUUCGACUAUUUGGUUACCAGAUCUCGAAGGAAUGGUAGAUAUCAUUGAGAGUGAAAAAGAAUUACAUUCGUUAAUCUCAUUGAUGAAAAAAUAA
Molecule: messenger RNA, 846 nt
Organism: Rotaria sp. Silwood1
Lineage: Eukaryota; Metazoa; Rotifera; Eurotatoria; Philodinida; Philodinidae
Source: the annotation of a GenBank genome assembly